AUGCUUCCCACAGCUCCCAAACUGGGGAAAAGGCCUGAUGGAGGAAUUCGCCAUGGGGUAGUGACCGGCGUCGCUUUUCCCGGUGGGAAAGCAGUUGCAUUACUGCAAAUCGUGGCAGGAGAAGAUGGCUGUGGAAAGGAAACGUCCCCAGACAUCACUGCACGGAGCCGUGAGGAGCUGCUGCUCCUGUGCAAGGAUGAGACUGGAGGGGACCUCCAAGUCGGGGAAGAGCUCGAUCUGCAUACAAAAUGCGUGGUGGAUGUGGAUGCAAACAAGGUUAUUCUCCAUCCUGUAAACACCAACCUUUCAAAAGGAGAUGCCAGGACCCAACCUAAGGUGUUUGCAUAUGAUCACUGCUUUUGGUCCAUGGAUGAGUCUGUCACGGAAAAAUUUGCAGGUCAAGAUGUUGUUUUCAAGUGCCUUGGAGAAAAUAUUCUUCAGAAUGCCUUCGAUGGCUACAACGCUUGCAUCUUUGCAUACGGGCAGACAGGAUCUGGAAAAUCUUACACCAUGAUGGGUACUGCUGACCAGCCUGGAUUAAUCCCUAGACUUUGUAGUGGACUUUUUGAAAGAGCACAGAAAGAGGAAAACGAAGAGCAGAGCUUCAAAGUGGAAGUGUCCUACAUGGAGAUAUACAAUGAGAAAGUCAGAGAUCUUCUUGACCCAAAAGGAAGCCGUCAGUCAUUAAAAGUUAGAGAACACAGUGUUUAUGGUCCUUAUGUAGAUGGCCUAUCCAAACUAGCUGUUGCUAGCUACAAGGACAUAGAGUCCUUGAUGUCAGAAGGCAACAAGUCUCGGACAGUGGCUGCAACCAACAUGAAUGAGGAAAGCAGUCGGUCCCAUGCAGUCUUCAAGAUCAUCCUCACCCACACGCUUUAUGAUGUACACUCAGGGACGUCAGGUGAGAAGGUGGGCAAGCUGAGCCUGGUUGACUUAGCAGGCAGUGAAAGGGCCACCAAGACCGGUGCUGCAGGAGACAGGCUGAAGGAAGGAAGCAACAUUAACAAAUCCCUCACAACUCUUGGGCUCGUUAUUUCUGCCUUGGCAGACCAGGCUGCUGGCAAGAACAAGAACAAAUUUGUUCCUUAUCGUGAUUCCGUCCUCACUUGGUUACUUAAAGACAGCCUUGGGGGUAACAGCAAGACUGCCAUGGUAGCAACAGUCAGCCCGGCGGCGGACAACUACGACGAGACCCUGUCGACGCUGCGGUACGCGGACCGCGCCAAGAACAUCGUCAACCACGCGGUGGUCAACGAAGACCCCAACGCCCGCAUCAUCCGGGAGCUCCGCGAGGAGGUGGAGAAGCUCCGGGAGCAGCUCACCAAGGCAGAGGCGAUGAAAUCCCCAGAACUAAAAGAACGGUUAGAGGAAUCGGAAAAGUUGAUUCAGGAAAUGACUGUGACCUGGGAAGAGAAAUUAAGAAAAACUGAGGAGAUAGCACAG
This is a messenger RNA of Tinamus guttatus (white-throated tinamou), 1443 nucleotides long. The record is from RefSeq and is a predicted model, not a curated record. Lineage: Eukaryota; Metazoa; Chordata; Aves; Tinamiformes; Tinamidae.